UGAUCUUGGUUGCAGAUGAGCGCAGAAUUUAUAAGCGAGAGCAAGUGAAGUGGGGGGGUGGGGAGUCCUGGGCAGAAGAAGUGCCCAGGCCAGGCGAAUUAUGCAUACGUUAGGCAAACACUGAGAGAAUGGCUGUGGAAGCUAUCCAUUGCAGUCUGAAUCCAAAUGGUAUUGAUCACUCUGUCCAUGCAGAAGGUAUUAACCAGCAAAUUGAAGGUGAAAGCAUUGAAUCUCAAGCUGUUAAGAACAAAACUACCCAGAAGUCACCUGACCUGAAAGAAACACCCAAGCGACAACAGAUUGAGGCAGAGGCAUCUAAGUCUGGCACAGUGAAGCUGUCAAAACCAGUGGCUCUGUGGACCCAGCAGGAUGUCUGCAAAUGGCUGAAGAAACAUUGUCCAAAUCAGUAUCAGAUCUACAGUGAGUCAUUCAAACAGCAUGACAUAACUGGACGGGCACUGCUGAGACUCACUGACAAAAAGCUGGAACGAAUGGGGAUUGCCCAGGAGAACCUCCGACAGCACAUCUUGCAGCAGGUGCUUCAGCUGAAGGUUCGAGAAGAAGUCAGGAACCUUCAGUUACUCACACAAGCCUCAACAGAGGGUUCUCCAUAAUCAUGAUUAGCCUCUAAAGCUGCUGUCCUGCCAGUUGAUAUGAAAGUGGCCUCUCCCUCAUGAAAAGCCAAAAGAACGGCAGUGCCACGAGAUGACUUUGGAGAAUUGAAAGAUUAACUGAGCUCCAACCACUCAGUCAAGAUGAUGGGUUUGGGAAAAUCCUGGUUUGUCAUGGAUUUAAAAUGUGGUACAUCAUCUCCAGUGCUAAUUUGUUCCAAGUGGUCAUUGACAGACCAUUAGCUGGGAAAUUGCUUCCAGUUUUCAUCACUGUGCAUAACUUGAGUUCCUUUCGAGGGAUUCUCCGUGCCCUUCACUAGAAGUCCCAUUUUAGCAUGGCAACUACUGGAUUCUUUUAUUAUGUAUGCAGAUGGCAUGAUGUUUUAGGAACCAUUACAACAGUUCUGCGAUCUCAGUGGAAAUGUUCAAAUAUUACACCCUGAUAGGAAUGUAAACAUGUCUCGUAUCUGUUAGUUAUGCCGUCUAAAGGUAUUCCGUUCAACUAUUAAGCACUUUAUAGGUGAGCUCUACACAAAAGAAUUAGCACGUUCUGUAUAUGUGAAGAAAAAAAAACCAAGAUGUUCUUUUUUCUUAUUUUUUUCCUCAAAAUCUUGUUCUAUUUCUAGGCUGAGAUUGUCCAAGACAAACUCCACUACUUACAUAUCCUUUGUGGUUUGUGAUAUCUGGGUGUAGAUAUGGUUGUGGUACUGUUAGAUUUCAUCUCAUAACAUGUUUUUGGAAGACUGUCUUGAUUCUAGCCAGAAAGAGAAGAACAAGGGGAUAGUAGGCAAACCAUGGUGAUUUAAAGACAUUACCUAUGAUUUUCUUAUGCCUAGAUCCCCUCAUGUUGCCCACAAAUAUGAACAUGCUUAUCUGUCCAUUGUGCUACUAUAAACUUUCUUUUAAUCACUAGAAGCAGAGAUCUUGAAAACAAGGAGUGGGAUUUUAUUUUCAUCAGCAGCCAUGGGUCAGUGGGUAAUGAAAGGAAGAGAUUUUGGUCGUGUCAUGUCGUGGUUCUUGCUUCCCAGAAAAUGUUACAGAAAUAUUCAUAGAUACCAUUACAACAAUUCUGCAUUCUCAGUGGAAAUGUUCACAAUAUUAUACCAGUUAGAAUGUAAACAUGUCUCAUGACAUGUUAUGAGCCUAAGAGACUCGUGACUUCAUAUUAAAACCUUUUAAAACAAAAAUUACAAAGUAAGUGACCCAAUUGUAUCCCACAAAAAGCAGAUGAGAGUCAGUCCCCAGUAGGAUUUUUUUUCUCAUAGAUGACUCCUAAUCAUCUGCCAAUUAGUGCUUUUUUGCUAUUUAUCCUCCAAUUAGUGUUUUUUCUGCUAUUUUAUUGUCAAUAUUUCAGGGGAUUUUUUAGUUGUAUUUGAACAAAAUCCAGUGAUUUCUAUCCUUAAUCCUUCUUAGAACAUCAGAACCCACAUGGACCAAUAUUACUUAGUUGAUCCAAGUUUGUUUUCUGAAACUUAAAAACCACUAUUUGACCAGACUGAAGGAUCCAGUAAAGUUUAUCUCCAAGGGUUGACACAUGAAUACUCACUAUCCCAAGCCUAGCUCAUACUAGAAAAUGACUUCUUUAAAACCACAGGUGAUAACUUGUAACUGACUGGGCUCUUCCCCAAGUUUAGCAUUUAGAGAGAUACCCAGACCCACAGCCUCCAUCUAGUUGAUUAUAUUCCUGUCUUUUAAAGAGUAUAGCUUGUUGAGACUCUCUUAAAAUCACCCAGUAGAGAGAAAAGAAAUCUUCUUGAAACUCUGGCAAGUCAAAGGGGGAAAAAUAAACAUAAAUUUAUCAAGAGAGUGCUAAAGAGAGGAACUGAUUGAGGAAUAAUCCCCAAGAUCCUGUAGGGAUUCUUUCUUUAUCACACUAUUCAUUCUCCAGCUCUUCCCCAAGUAAAUAUUGAGAGGAAAGUAUCACUGCAGCCCCAAAAGAGACAUGUUAGAGUGGCUUUGGCGGAAGUUGACUUGUUCUUUUCCCUAAAGCAACCAAAUUUGGGCUGAUCAGCCCCUUACAAUUCUGGACUUUUAGCAGUCUCCCCUACCCCACUUCCCCAGCUGUUACCACUGAGUUGUCCAAGUUGGGUUAAUUCACUUCAAUUUGCUCAUCCUGUCCUGCUGCUUCUCCUGUUGAUUUUUUAUAUCCCAACCUCAAUUUUCCCCCUUCUCCCAGGCUACACAGCCAGUAGCCUACCUAUGAUAUGGUGGUACAAUUGAUAGCCACCAAACUAAGGCAACAUGAUACAUAAGCCACAGAAGAGAGAGGUGGUUUAAAAAAACAAACAAACAUCAAUUCCAUCCAUGCCUUAUUCCCAGCUUUUCCCGCUCCCAGUUUUCAUCUUGUUUUCAGUUUUGUGUUUCCUGGUCAUAUUAUGAUAAAUACUAUUCAUACUCUUUUCCCCAAACCCCACUCUAUCCUACCCAUGUGGGUGUAUAUGUCCAUACAUUUGGUAUGAUAUAACAGUAAAACACAGAGUUUGGAUGCCACAAAGAAAGACUGCCAGGCUCUCAAGACAUUGUGGCAGUCUGCUACCCAUGGAGUCCCUCCUGGAAGCCCUGAGAAAAUUGUCUGCUAGCUACCAUAUUUGGUCAUUUGCCUCUCUCUUUUGGAAUGAAUAAAAAGCUAUUGAUGUUGCCUAGCCCUUUGGCUUUGGGUAAAUAUAGUCUGAACAUUUAGAUCAGUCCAUUUCCCAGAUUGAAGUCUUAUUGUCACUGUUUGUAAUAGAGAAAGGAAUUUUUUUUCAAGAAUAUGAAUGCUAAGGGCAGCUAAAUGGCACAGUGAAUAGAGCACCAGCCCUAGAGUUCAAAUCCAGCCUCAGACACUUAACAGUUAUUAGCUGUGUAACCCUGGGCAAGUCACUUUACCCCAAUUGCCUCAGCAAAAAGAAAAAGAAGAAAGAAAAAAUAUGAACGCCCAUAAAUCCAUUAAGGAAACAAACAAAGCUUCUAUUGCUUUUUUUUUAAAUCUCCCAAACUGUUUUAAAUCAAAAGUUCUAGAUAGAGUGCUGCUGAGUUGACAUUUGUGUGAAGACAGUUAACCAAGAGAAGGCUUUUCUAAAUAUGUAUUAGUACCAAGCACAUGUCAUUCAUUGAAAUGGUUAAAUUACUGUUUUUCAGAUAGUUGUUCUGUCCCAGGGAGGGUUUGGAAAGCCCUUCGUUAUAAAUUCAUGGACAGCUUCCAUCGUGAAACGGACCUAGUAGAAGCAACAUUGGAUUGAGACAGAGAAGCCAGGUUCAAAACCUACCCAUAGAGUACCUUAGUUCAAAUAGGGUCCCAUCUGAAAAGGAAGGAGUUGAACAGGAUGGAUGGCCCCUAAAGUUCAUUCCAGUUUUAAAUCUAUGAACCUGCUACUCAAUUUAGGUUUUCUUGGGUGGCAAGAAUGUGUAGAGGAAGGGGACCAGGGAAUUGAGCCUGCAUAGAUUAAUCAUGGCUGCCUCCUUUUUCAAAAUGGUGAUCAUUGUUCCCUGAGUAUAAUGUAUGGAAUGAUACUUCCUAGAAACUUAGAACAUUUUGGAGGAAGGGGAAGAGAAAGACAAAGAGACAGGGCAAGAGUGGAGGGAAGGAGGAAGAGAGAGAGGAGAGAUGGACAGAAACAAAGAGAGAGAGAUGGCCAGUGGUCUUAUAAAUUUUUAACAUUCACUUUUCCAAUUUCUCAAAAGCUCCCACAUCUUCCUAUGAAUAAGCACACUCACACCCACCACUGUAGAGGAAAAUAUAUUCUUGAGAAUGAAUAGACAUGAAUAAUUAUUAGAAUCUCUAGGGUGCCAAGAAGAGGUUUGGAAAAGACAAAUUAGCUAACUUUCACUAAGAAACUGAAUUUAAAUUUAAAAGAUUGCAUAAUUUUACAAAUGCACCCUGAGGAUCUCAGACCUCAGAGACUUCUUCUACAUGUCCUACAGGAAUCUCAAAAUUCCCCUAAGUGCCAAGAAGGACAGACUGGACAAUUAUGGUUGUGAAAUAGAGUAAAGUCAUUUCUAGCUCACUAUUGGACAGGCUGAGUCCAACUGUUUUUAGUUUCCCAGAAAAUACUGAAAUAUACUUUAACACCCUAGAGAAAAAGGAAUAUCAACCUUAUUUGAGAAAAUAUGCCAAAGAGGAAAACGUCUAAUGGACUUCCCCACCCACACCCUAUUACCUGCUUUUUUUGUCUUUCUUUUUUUUUUUUUUUUUUUUUUGUCUGCAAAUGUCACAUAAUUGAUUUAAUGAAAAAUCGUAAAGUGUUACAGAACAGAAGUUUGCAAGAUCCUGUUAGUUCUUUGGCUCUGAUAAUCCCUUUUUUCUAAGUGCAUUAGCAAGCUCAUUCUGUGCAGUAUUUUCCUCCAUAUUCUUUAGAAUAAUUUUGUUAUUUGACAACUAGAUUUAAAACUGAUGCAGACACUUAAAAAAUAUCUAACUUUUGAAAAUGACACUAAAGACACUUUUUAUUUACCCCUUCCCAAAGUCACAGCAUAUUCCCACCUCACCCCAUUCUUCUCUUUCUCCUUUUCUCUGUCUUUCAUAUGUUGUGGAUAGAUUUCAAUUAUUUGAUACAAAGUUCAAACAGAAAAAAAAUCCCAUUCCAAUAAAUACCUUCUUGCAUUCAAUGGCAGAGGAGGGUGAUAACUGCACCAUUGUGGUACAUCAACUUCCAUCUCUGGAACUUGACUUUGAAUCAGUCAAUCGCCAAAUAGUCAUUAAGCCAGAAUUAGGCCCUAGACUAGGCUCUGAGAAUCCAAAUACAAAGUAUGAAACAAUUCCUACUAUAAUCAAAGGAUCCUAAUAAAAGUAGAGAAGGCCAGGAGGUGAGGUUCAGCUACAUUUCUAGGAUAGACCACUCAUACUUUCUUAAUCCCCUUACUUCUGUCACAUCUAGAUCACCUUCUAUCACCACAAAAAUUUCAUGAACUUAGUUUUAUAAAACAACAUUACCCCGGGCUCCCCAGAAAUGCCUCAAAGCAAGGAAGACAGUAUCUCCAUUAUUUUUCUUAUUCUCCUAAUUCUCCAGAGAGAAGGAAAGGAAAACUUUUAAAAUCCAACCACUCACACUCAGCUUUUUUUAAAAAGUUGAAAGUUGCUCAAACUUUUGUGAUUAGUGAAAAGUAGAUGAUGCCAUUGAGAUUCUAAUUCAAGUGUUUGGAAAGAGUGAUGAUGUUUGGUACCUUACUGGGUCUUUAUUAUGACUUUCUCCAUGACCCAAAAAUUCUGAGAUAAAGGUAGUGAGAUUCUUGAGAAAUUUACAAAGGAAGUGACCUUCAGGUACCUACAGGAUUUGGUCUUCAUGCCCUCCAGAAGGAUGACUGGAGAGUGGCUAAUUGUCCAUAUUUUUCUUGAUUUCCUUGAGGAGAAUAAAUAAAAGUCUGAUUUUAUGACACAACCUUUAUUGUAACAGGAGAUUCUUUGGGAAGCUGGUGGGUUGGGCUUCUCAGGCUAUUCAUUUUCCAAUCCUUCCCCUUCUCUCAAAUAGUCUGACUCACCUACCUUCUUCUGUCUUCUUCAAAGAUGUUAGCCUGUCUCAGUUAAAAAGAUAAGAUACACAGACACACACACACACGUAGAAUCCACUUCAGUGUAAUAUGUUGCUGUAGCCAAUGAAAUCUGGACACCAUCAUCAACUCCUAAUAAUUAAAAUUUUUUGCCACAAUUCUUUGUCAUGAUUAAUAUUUGAUUUGUUUUCAUUUACAUUGAAAAACAAAAACAAAACUAUGUUCUGGACUUCCUGAAGUCUCAGGAGUAGCAUUUGCCAAUUCCCACUUUCAUAGCUCACAUAGUAAACAUUUGAAAGAAAAGUCUUGAUGGUUUCUCAAUAUAUCUGAGAAAGUUUUGAAGUAUGCAGCUCAAUUCCUGCCCAUAUUUUGAAAGGCAACUCUUUAGGGGUAGGGAUAUCAAAGGCUAUGUAACUGAAUAUUGAACAACGUAACUUGAGGUGGUUUUUUCCCCCCAUUCUUAUUCAACUCUUACCUUAAACCUAAAAGGAUGGGAGGUUGGUCUCCAUGGAGUGGCUAUUAAUUCUAACCAGAAAGCCCAGCCAGGAGCCAUGGGUUCCAGUUGCUUUAAUUCAUGCUCAAAUGAUUGUAAAAACCUCUUUGGGUUUCUGGAUUAUUAUUCUACUACUAGUCUCCCUUCCUCCACCAAUAGAAAAAAAAACUGCCCUUACAAGGUUAUAUAUGUGGCAGCUGUGGUUUGGCCAGUGAAGGCAUCUUACAUUGCAGAAAGCUGAAUAAUGCUAGGAGAUUGACCGUGCAGGCUUGGAGCUGCGUCCCACAUCCCAACCAUAAUUCUAUCAAGAAUAUACUUCCAUUUAAGUGAGAUCUGGUCCCAAAUAUUUUGAAGUGAAUUCUACUGAAAAAUCAUCAUAGUGCCUGUAAUCGUGCUACUGGAGACCUGUGAAAACAAUUCCCAGUUAGUUCAACUAUUUAAUAUCAUUAGCUUCUAUAUUAAAUAGCUUUACACAGAAUUUUAGAAGAGAUCGAUAUCAUAGCAAAACUGCAUAUUAGCAAUAAAGAGCACCUGAGAAGAGACAGUAUUGAUCCAUUGUGGUUUCUAUGCUUAGGUUUAUUCUUAGAACUUUGUGGGGGGACAACAUAGCUAGAAGAAAUGGAAAAAAUAUAUUUUGAAAACAGAAACAUCAAGCUAGGGAUCCAAAGACCGGGGUCCACUUCCAGCUUCAUCUUUUACUAAAAAAACCGUAGGCAGUAACUUAGACUCCAUAGGCAGCAAUUCCCUCAUUUUAAUUUAUCCUCCCCCUUAGGCACUUAGGUUAAGUGACUUGCCCAGGGUCACACAGCUAGUAUUAAGUGUAUGAGGCUGGAUUUGAACUCAGGGUUUCCUAAUUUCAGGGCCAGUUCUCUAUCCUCUGAGCCAUCUAACUGCCUUUAGAAGCCUUCCCACUUAGCAGGCUUUUCCUUUUCCUGAGGACCAAAUGAGACAAUAUAUGAAUAUCAUAGUGUAUUAUCAUCAAUAUAAUCUGAAUUUCAUGAAACACAAUGCCUAUUUCUUCUACUUUUUGCCUUAUGAUCCCCACCCACUAUCUCGAUCACAUCACCCCCCCCCCUUUGGAAGUUAAACCAGGAAAGAAAGGAGUGAUCCAUGUAUCCCACAACUAUCUGAUUUGCCAAAUGAGAUUUGUGCUGUCUUAUGAAUUCCAAAGACUGAGGCAGUCAUCUGUCAUCCCGACUCCAUUUCCCAAUGCAUUGCACCCUCUUGUGAACCAGCCAGCCAAAGGAGAGAGCUUUGGGUUUGGCUUUUUUUUUUUUUUUUUACAGAUAGGUUUUUGAUCCCUGCUUUGCUGAAGGGCAGAAGUAGGUAGUCGACAAAUGGAGGGUAAGGGAUCAGAUCAUUCCACCCUGAAUUUCUGUCCAUUAGCCACCAUCCAGUAGUGUGGGUUCUGGUGAAGGAAGGAAAGACCACACCACGUGAAGUGAAUUGUAGGCCAGAAAAAAAAAAACUUCUUGUAAUAUCGGGAAGCAAACCAGUGAAAACUGCUCACUCCCUCUUUGGUAAACUGCAUGCCUGUGCUUGUGUGCAGGAGCACACGUUGUCAGCUAGGUUUAGUAAGUGUACUUUGUAACACCAUAGCCCUGUGUAGGUCAGACCUUUUUCACAGCUUCUAUAAGUAUACCAUAAGCCAGCACCUGCAUCAGCUUCCUGAGAAGGGUUUGAUAAACAGGUAUUUUCUUUUUUCAUCACCCACAACUGUUUCCUCCUCUUACACCAUAAUUCUAUAUCUCUGUAGACAUCCAAAUAGAGUGAUAACAUCGAGUGCCUUUCUGAUGGGCAUAUAUUGUAUUCCCCUAGGAACUCCGGGGGCAAAAAAAGUACAGAAAACCUUAUUUUUCCCAGAUAUGAGAAUGAUUACACCUAAUUUAACCUGUCCAUUUCCAUAUUUAAGUGGCUGUCAACAUGUUAAUGCCCAUUGAUUCACUGUUCUAAUUUUUUCAUUUUUUUAAAAUUGUUUUCAACUGUCUUUAGAAAGAGUUGAUGAGGAGGCAGGCAUUCUCUUUAAAUUGAGUUAAAUGAAAUUUUUCAAAGUUUAUUGUUUUUUUCUCUCUGGUGUCCGUGGGCAUGAUCUCUAGCAGGCUUGGAAAUCUGCUUUAUCAUUUUGUAUACUUGACAAUUUUGUACUCCGCAUUAUUUGACUUCAUAUGUGCAUGGCAAUGUAUUAAAACACAAAAUUUUUA
This is a messenger RNA of Antechinus flavipes (yellow-footed antechinus), 8771 nucleotides long. RefSeq names its product sterile alpha motif domain containing 12 (gene SAMD12). Gene Ontology annotation, biological process: cell surface receptor protein tyrosine kinase signaling pathway. Gene Ontology annotation, cellular component: cytoplasmic side of plasma membrane. Bases 129 to 614 code for a protein of 161 amino acids. Lineage: Eukaryota; Metazoa; Chordata; Mammalia; Dasyuromorphia; Dasyuridae. The record is from RefSeq and is a predicted model, not a curated record. Gene Ontology annotation, molecular function: protein binding. The transcript has 5 exons.